ACGGACUCAUGCGAACCAGUCGCUGAAAAUCGGGAUGGAUGUCGGGAUACGGCAGCGGGCCUCCCCAAUCCACGCUUGCCAGUGAGUUAAAUGCUGUCCUCUCUAAUCGGGCCGUUUAGUCUAUUCACAAAGAAUGCCGAACCUCAAAAAAUCGUUCAACACGACUGAGGCGUCAAGUAACGCCUGACGGGAAUAGGCACCUGACUUCACGCCGCUUCGCGUAAAUCUGGAAAAAUUCUAAAAUCCUCGUAAAAAUCCUUAAAACAAACAACGUUGCGUUGGUUGCACUCGGAAACCGAAAGCGCGGAUUAUUAGUUUACCGAUGAGAGUGAUUUCCUGAAAAUAUUCCCCAAACAUGGAGCAUGAAAGCGCGGAUUACGGGCCACAAGAUGAUCUGCAGCAAGGACAUCCAACACCGCCGCCUCUUAACAAGCGCUCUUCCAAACAAAACAACGCUCUUCCGUUCUGGGGCAACGAAACCUCGAUGAACCUGAAUCCUUUGAUUCUAGCAAACAUACAAGGGUCUAGUUAUUUCAAAGUAUCUCUAUUCAAGCUGAAGACCUACCACGAGGUUGUGGAUGAAAUAUACUAUCAAGUCAAACACCUGGAACCUUGGGAGCGUGGCUCUCGAAAGACUGCCGGACAAACGGGAAUGUGUGGAGGUGUCCGGGGUGUUGGUGCCGGUGGGAUAGUAUCGACAGCGUUCUGCUUGUUGUAUAAACUGUAUACCCUUCGAUUAACUCGUAAACAAGUAAACGGUCUGCUUACGCACGGCGAUUCACCGUAUAUAAGGGCCCUAGGAUUUAUGUAUUUACGUUACACUCAACCUCCCGCGGAUCUUUUCGAUUGGUAUGAACCAUAUUUAAUAGAUGACGAGGAAAUCGAUGUUAAAGCUGGCGGAGGACAGACUAUGACGAUUGGACAAAUGAUAAGACAGUGGUUAACUAAAUUGGACUGGUUUUCUACACUUUUUCCUCGCAUACCGGUGCCAAUACAAAAACAGAUCGAUGCAAAGCUCGAACAGUAUGCAUCGGAGAAUGGGGUUUCGUUUGCCGAUACACAACCCGAUCGCGGUAGCAGUGGUGGGAAACAAGUUCGCCCCGUAGCUACAUCCGUAUCUCGACCGAUAAACGAUCGCGAAAGCAAUCGUUUCGAUCGGAGCAUUGGUAACAAUGAGCCUAUGUUCAAAGACAAAGUAAAGCGGGAUUCUUAUAAUCACUGCGAUCGGGAAGUAAGGGGCUCCAGAUAUGAUAGAGAAGAUGAAGACUUUUUAAAUCGUGAGCAACGCGAACACAACCAAUCAUAUCGGCAUACGAGGGAACGGAAUGAAAGAGACAGAGAUCAGUCCAGACCAGAGCGACGCCAUCAUUGGGAUCGUGCUCGUGAUCGCGACCGCGAUCAAGAUCGUAGCAGAGAUCGUAUUAAAGAAAGAGAUCGUUCACGGGAUCGCAACUCUAACCGGAAGGAAAAAAGUCGUAGUGGUCGAAUGUCACGGAGCCGAUCUAGGGACGAUUAUAGAGAACGGCGGGAACAAAGCGAACGUGAUCGGCGACAUCGUUAGGGAAUGAAUUUUUAUGUUGUUACCUUAUUUUUGUCGUACAUGUGUGAGUGAGUGUUUCAGAAGCAAAAUUUCUGCUGUAUGAUCAUGGAAGGAAAUGACGGGAAUCGCCUACUACAAUAAGAAAGUGUUGGGUAUUAGGUAAUAAGCUAGAAAUGGAGUACCUUAUGCUUGAGAGGUGUGUAGAUUAAUUUGAGACUUAAGACCUUAAGAUGAAGAUUGAAUUGGAGGGUAAAAUCUUGACGUUUUGCAUCCCCGACUUCCCUGCGUGAUCAGGUGCCUUUGAGUGGCGUUUCAAUACAGUUAAAACUAAGCACAUACAAGGUGCACUAUCUAGAUGGUUCGUUUUUAAAUGUUGUGUAACUCCGCCAUUUCUCAGCCAAUUUGGGAAAAUGAACAAAAUUAUUCAGGGUAUACAAUGCCAUUUAUUAACAGUUUACUCAGAAUAAAAUAUUGAUCAAAUGACCGUCUGCAUUAGACACACGAAAAGCGGCCCUUUUUGGGCAUUUUGCAUUUGACAGUAUUUCGGGCGCAAUAUCAGCAAUUUCUACUCUGAUAUUAGCUUUUAGCUUUUGAGUAGUCUUCGAUUUGCUGGGGGAAAAAGGGGCGAGAGGUUUCCCAUUUUUCUUACGAUACAGUUUUUACUGUUGAACGAUUAUUUUCAAUGUACAGCACUACAAUUUCUGUCCGCCUUUUUUGGCGUAGAUUAAUCCAUGAUUAAAAUGGCAUAGGCUGACAAUUCUAAAUCUUUCCAAUUCAUCCAAAUCGACUGAAAAUUGGUGGGGUUUCUCAACAUUUAAAUAGCUCUUGUCUAGACGGCGCACCCUGUACUUGUUAGGGCGUUGGACAUCUACCAGGUAUUUGUUUGUUACAUUUUGAAUUUGUCUUUUUUUAGAUCUUCGCGUGAAUUCGCUCUUUCGCAAGAGCAUAAUCUCCAUGCACUACUACAACUCACUACUAGAUUACCUCAUAUAUCUUCGCACACUAAUUACCUCAUACUAUUUGCUUCACACUUUGUUAUUCAACAUAGCUGUCUAUAAAAAAGUUGGAGAGUGAAAAGGGAAAUUAUGGGUAUCUGCAAAAUGCAAGAAGAUUAAAGUUGCACUAGUAUAUAGUUUCAGGCUAAUACUGCACACAAUGAACAGAAGAUCAGUAAAACGGUGUCAGGCUUUGGACAGCGAUAUCCUUCGUCUUGUACUAAAGCAGCAGCAUAUUUGCAACUAUGUUAUAUAUUUAAAAUAACCGAGUAUCUAAAGAAGCCGUCUACCUCACUAAAUCCCAUGUAAGACCAAGAUUCUACAAUACUUGAGGUCGUUUUCAGGACCUUGGUGGAUCGGCAGGUUUCGUGUGAAACUAGAUUUUUGUUAUUAUUUUUUUUUAACAUAUCGCGAAAUGAAAGCGUUGCGUAAUAGUGAUCUAUUAUAUGAAGGGGGUUAGCUUACAUAGCUAGGGAUUUCAUAUUUGUCACAAGAGCAAUGAUCAACACUACAAAAACCAUUUCUGUAUGCUUCAAAAAUAUAAUAAGGAUAGUUAUGUGUAAGUAGCAGGUAAAUGUACUCUUAUAGGCAAAGUUACUGACAAAUUACGCAUUAUGCUUUCAUUAUUAGUUACAAUCAAAUAAACAAAUAAAUGAUCAGUUAUGCUUGCAUUGAAGCAUAACCCCUGAACCAGA
This is a messenger RNA of Anopheles darlingi, 3230 nucleotides long. Its product is annotated as pre-mRNA-splicing factor 38B. The coding region runs from base 356 to 1561 and encodes 401 amino acids. NCBI's taxonomy places the organism in Eukaryota, Metazoa, Arthropoda, Insecta, Diptera, Culicidae. The transcript has 6 exons. The record is from RefSeq and is a predicted model, not a curated record. Gene Ontology annotation, cellular component: precatalytic spliceosome.